AUGCAAUAUGGUCCCGUCCCCGACUUUCCCAUCAAGGGUAAGAUCGUUGCCAUUACCGGCGGCGGUUCUGGCAUCGGCUUGGCUCUUGCGAAGCAGUGCCACGAGCGAGGAGUGAAGGUACUGAUCGGCGACCUGAAGCUGGUCCCAGAAGCGGAGUUCAUCACCCAAGUCCCGGCAGGUGAAGUGGUAAACACCCACUGUGAUGUGACAUCCUGGAGGUCGCUUCACGACCUCAUCACAACAAGCGUCGAGAAGGUUGGAGAUGUUCCAGAUGUGUAUGUUGCAUCUGCCGGUGUUUUUGAGCCGCCGUGGUCGAAUUUCUGGGAUGAUAAUGAGGAAGAGUCAUACAAGAUGAUUCAGAUCAAUGUCAGUCAUCCCGUCAAACUGACCCGCCUAGCCAUGCGAGCUCUUGCCGGCGCAAAGAAGCAAGGUGUGGUGGCACUUCUCGCAUCGUCUGCUGGCAUCCGAGGCAACUAUCUCGCCAGCUUAUACGUCACUUCCAAGCAUGCUAUUGUCGGCUUCACCAAGUCCAUGGGCCAGGCCGAUAUCGAAGAAGGUGUGAAGAUAGUAUGCAUCAUGCCAGGAAUGGUGCAGAGUCCACUUUGGGAAGAUCGAGCCGAUGAAGUUGCUACUGCCACCCAGUAUUAUGAGCGGCUGAAGACGGCCCUGCAGCCUGCCGAUAUUGCUGAUAAUCUGAUUCGCAUGAUUGAGAGUAAGGGGUAUGGCGGGGGAAGUUGCGUCCUCAAGACCAAGACCGAGGAACGCAUUGUCGAGGAGGGACAUGCGAAGAGUCUGGGAAAGUAUGAUCCAUCGCCACGUCCAGAACCCGACCUGGAUCGUAUCAAGAAGUUGUUAGAAGAAGAGAGAGGCAAGCCGUGGUCGUGA
Messenger RNA from Fulvia fulva, 885 nucleotides. Its product is annotated as Momilactone A synthase. Bases 1 to 885 code for a protein of 294 amino acids. Gene Ontology annotation, cellular component: cytoplasm. NCBI's taxonomy places the organism in Eukaryota, Fungi, Ascomycota, Dothideomycetes, Mycosphaerellales, Mycosphaerellaceae. The transcript is spliced from 3 exons. The record is from RefSeq and is a predicted model, not a curated record. Gene Ontology annotation, molecular function: oxidoreductase activity, acting on the CH-OH group of donors, NAD or NADP as acceptor.